UUUAAAGAAUGUAUUCUAGCGAAACUAUUGAACCACGAAGCGUACGAUCGGUUAUUGGAAGUGCAAAUGGACGGUCUUCACAAAGAGGAAAAUGGCAUAGAUAGGACAACUAAACGUUCUUACAGCCCGAGCAAAGAUCAGUCUAAUGACGAUCUAAAAACCAAAGCUCGAAAAGUUGAGAGUGAAUCGAGUAUAGACAAAUACCGUGUGUACGAGACAGAUCAUUCUCAUGAUACAAUAUCUCGUAUAAAACUUGAACGACAAUCGGGUGAUCAAGGGUUAUAUAAUGUUUUGCAAGAAGAACACGAUCAUAGUAGAUAUGAUCGAUUAGGGAAAAAGGGGGGUUUGAUGACUGCUUACAUCAAUCCUGCAUUUAUUCAAAAUUCAAACGCCACCCCUAUACCUGCACAACCCAAUAGCAAUACCACACUAACAUCUAAAAUUUCUCGCUGUCGUCAUUGGCCUAAUUGUGAUCUUGGUGUUCAAUGUAAAUUUCAUCAUCCAACAGAAAUUUGUCCACAAAAUUCAUUUGGCAAUGGCACAGGUGGGCAAAUAGCCUUUGGAAAUCGUUCGGUUGAUCCAAGUUCUCUCGGAUUUGGCCCAAUCGGACAAGAUCCAAUGAAUCAUUUCGUAGUUGGACAGAGCGUGGGAGGAUUUAGCGGAAUGGGACAGAAUGUAUUCGGACCUAAUUCAUUCAGUCAGAAUAACAUUCAACAAAGUUCAUUUGGAACUAGUUUAUAUGGUAAAAAUUCUCUUAAACAAGGUGUUCCUAAUAAAGUUGGAUCUGUACAAGGGUUAAAUAUCCAAGGUCAGCGUGAUAUAGAACAGAAACCUAAAUCUGGUGCUGGAUCCGUAAAUUCGACAACUUCUAUCACAACAGUUAAUACGAUCGCUUCAAUCACUACUACUUCUAGAAAUAUUUCUACAGGGACGUCUUCUCAGGAUGCGGACGUUACACCAUUACCGCAAAGUUCCCAAGCUCUUGCAGUUUUAUGCAAAUAUGGUGAACAUUGUGCGAAUCCUAAUUGUAUGUAUGCACAUUCUAGUCCUGCAGCUGUUGGGACUGGUACGGUACCAUCACCUAUAUUGGAUGUGCCUUGUAAAUAUGGAACUGA
Messenger RNA from Racocetra fulgida, 1115 nucleotides. Lineage: Eukaryota; Fungi; Glomeromycota; Glomeromycetes; Diversisporales; Gigasporaceae. The record is from the annotation of a GenBank genome assembly.